AUGCCUCACCAUCCUUCAUUCUCGAAGCGCUCAGGCGGAAGCCAAGGAGACAAUAAGAAUGCAGAGAACGAGGAGGAAGUAGAGGACUACAUGUCAAUGACUAUUGUCGAGCCAUCUAGGCCACAGGGGCGGAAGGAAACAUACAGUGAAAUGCGCUUGAGAAAGCAAAGGGAGUCUGAAGCCAAGUCCCGUGUCCCGUCCAAAGCAGAGCGGGCUGCUGCUGAGGCUGCUCGAAGAGACUCCGCGCUCUCUACUAGCGCUCUUGACCCCUCGAACAAAGGUUUUCAGAUGAUGGCUAAACUAGGCUUCAAGCCAGGAACUGCUCUUGGAAAAGAUCGGUCUCCCGAAUACGCAUCUGGUGUUGAUGAGUGGAACCGGCGACUCACAGAACCUCUAAAUGUGAUGGUCAAGGAGGAUAGAGGAGGGAUCGGGAUGGAUAGUGAGAAAAAGCGAAAAAUAAGAGAGCAAGCUGAAAGUGAAACGAAGAGAGUUAAGGCUGAAGAAGACGAUUUUAGAGAGAGGGUUAGGCGUGAAAGAGAAGAAAAGAGGACUGAGGGAUUGUUCAUCGCCGCCCAAAAGGUCGCAGAAAGAUUGGAUGUUGAGCAGGUUGAAGAUGAAGAGAACAUGAGCCUUAGUGACCGAGACCGUACGGAAACAUCACCAAAGGAUCCUACCAAACAAGGCCUCAAAGCCAAUUCCACACAACCAUCCAUAUCUACUGCUACUGGUAACGCAAAGCGCCACACCAAGCCAACAUCGCAAAUCAACGUACUCUAUCGUGGCCUCGUCCGCGCUCGGGAGGAGAGUUUGCGCAAUCAGCAAGCUCGUCGUGGCCUGUACCAGUCACUCUCCUCCAAAAACCCAGACCUGAUACCGAACCUCGAAAAUCUUCCGACAUAUGGCGAUGACCAGCUAGAGCCGGAUGAUAGGCUUGCCUUAGGUCGAAAUGCAGAAGGAGAAGUUCUUGAAGUUGAAUUGGAAGAAAGCGAAGACGAGGAGCUGGCAGAGUUUAAUGCUUUAAGCGCCCAGGAUCGGUUGUUCAGGGUGGUGAUGUACCUCCGCGAGAAAUAUCGAUAUUGCUUCUGGUGCAAGUAUCGCUACGAAACCGAGGAAAUGGGAGGCUGUCCAGGCUUAACGGAAGAUGAUCAUGACUGA
This is a messenger RNA of Paracoccidioides brasiliensis Pb18, 1155 nucleotides long. RefSeq lists its product as uncharacterized. Gene Ontology annotation, cellular component: kinetochore. The record is from RefSeq and is a predicted model, not a curated record. The transcript is spliced from 2 exons. Gene Ontology annotation, molecular function: nucleic acid binding. The coding region runs from base 1 to 1155 and encodes 384 amino acids.